CACAAACUCUGUGGCAGUGGCGCAGGAUCUGCCGCCCCGGCCGGCCCCGCGGGGGUCGGCGUGGCGUGGCGACUGCUGCCGUGUCGAGCUCCGAUGGCGCGGCGCCCGCUCUGUGCUAUGUCGCACUUUAAAGACUGGUACCUUAAAAUGGCAAUGGUAAACAACUCUAGCCCGAUCAAUCUGGAUAUCUAACGAGGAGGGGAAGAAGAACUGUUCGUGUAAACUGAAUGAUCGAGACCUCGACCAGAGACACAAAUUUGGUAGGCGCGGCCGUGACUGAUAUUACCGGUUGUUACUAGCGCUAGCGGGAAUCCUUGAUAAGCCACAGCAGCAGAGUCAGAGAUUCAGUCCCAAAUGCGUCAUUUUGUGUUAAUUUUCAAUCUGGAAUAAAAUGUAGGCAGAUAUGAUGCGUUUCCCCAAGAAAGCAUUUGUUAAGCUGCUUCCCAUUCUUGUUGGGGCUUCAGUAGGCGCUAUUGUGUAUAUUGCCCAGAAUAAAUCUGAUGAACCGUACAAGAGAGACAGAUUUUCUGGUGAUGAUUUAGCUGAAUCUCAUUUAGCUGACUUAGAACAUGAUGUUUCAUUCUUGGGAAAGGAGCAUCAAUUGGAUCAUCUCUUCAAUGAUUUUAAGGAGCAGAGGUCAAGAUUACAAAAUCUUCACCCUUACAUAACCAUUGCUCCUAAUAACACUGAGCUGUCUUUCAGGAUGAAUCCAAAAUUUAAAUUUUCUUCAUGUCCAUAUUCUCUGCAAGGCAAACUCCAAGAGUCCCAAUGGGCUUCCCAGUAUUAUCACCCAACCAUACAGAUGACCAUGACAGAUGACAAUAUUAACCAGGAAGAAUAUGAACGCAUGAAAACAUAUCAUAUGCCGUUUGGAUUCCAUUAUAAAAAUGAGCUCACGUUUGAUGAGCUCUCAAAAACUUUGAAACAAUUUUCUAAUGAGGAAUCUAUAUUAGGAUUUGGGAGUAAUGAAAGACCUCGAUGUGUGAGCUGUGCAAUCGUAGGAAAUGGAGGAAUGCUGAACGGAUCUGGCAUGGGAAAGGAAAUUGAUAACCAUGACAUGAUUUUCAGAGUGAAUCACUGCAUCAGGAGAGGCUAUGAACAUGAUGUUGGUACCCGGACAACUCACUAUGUAUUCAUGGACAGAUCCCUCAUUCACACACAACAGGCUGAUAUACCUAAAGACAAGGGUAUCAAGUGGAUCUUCCUGCCUUGUAGAAUAAAUGAUUAUCAUUACAUCUCAGAAGUUGCCAAAGGAACCAAUCCUAAACAGAAGCUGAAAGCUAAUGCUGCAGACAUCAGGCUCCUGCAUCCAGAUUUUGUCAGAUAUAUUCACAAAAUAUGGAUGCGGACCAAGUCUUUCCGUCCAAGUACCGGUGCCAUGAUGUUCAUGACUGCUCUCCACAGUGGAUGUGAUUCUCUUAGUGUGUAUGGUAUGGGAUUCAAUGUGAAGUACACAGAACACUACUAUGAUAAAACAUUCAGUGUCUACAAGAAUGUCAAAGGAAGCCAUGAUUUUGCCAGAGAGAUCGAGAUUAUGAAGGAAUUGGACAAAGCUGGUGUUAUUAAAUGGUACAAGAGAGAUGUACCUGAAUUCCUCUCAUAGCAAACUGUUGCUAUGAUACAGGUCACAUGCUAAUUAUAUGCCUUUUUAGUCUUUUCAAUUUGAAUAUUUAUGAUCUGUCACACUGAAAUCCAAUUCAUGAUGAAAUACAGGUAUU
Messenger RNA from Lytechinus variegatus (green sea urchin), 1718 nucleotides. RefSeq names its product alpha-N-acetylgalactosaminide alpha-2,6-sialyltransferase 1-like. The record is from RefSeq and is a predicted model, not a curated record. Lineage: Eukaryota; Metazoa; Echinodermata; Echinoidea; Temnopleuroida; Toxopneustidae. The transcript has 8 exons. Gene Ontology annotation, molecular function: sialyltransferase activity. Bases 404 to 1603 code for a protein of 399 amino acids.